Hypoxylon fragiforme is the source of this 1558-nucleotide messenger RNA. Its product is annotated as glycoside hydrolase family 6 protein. Gene Ontology annotation, molecular function: hydrolase activity, hydrolyzing O-glycosyl compounds. Lineage: Eukaryota; Fungi; Ascomycota; Sordariomycetes; Xylariales; Hypoxylaceae. The coding region runs from base 1 to 1188 and encodes 395 amino acids. The record is from RefSeq and is a predicted model, not a curated record. Gene Ontology annotation, biological process: cellulose catabolic process. The transcript is spliced from 4 exons.
AUGAAGGUCUCUGCUACUAGUAUGGCGGCCCUUGCCGCCGGUGCCGUCGCCGCACCAUCAAACGUCUCGCCUCGCUCAUCGAACAAGGCUGCCGCCGCCUGCGACUCGGCCGUCACGCUUGAUGCCAGCAGCAACGUGUUCCAGAAGUACAAGCUGCACGCCAACACGUUCUACCGUUCGGAAGUAGAGAAGGCCGUUGAGGGAAUGACCGAUGCUGCUCUGAAGACUCAAGCAGCCAAGGUCGCUGAUGUCGGUAGCUUCUUGUGGCUCGACAACAUCGCCAACAUCGCCAAGUUCGAUGCUGCCAUUUCUGACCUUCCAUGUGAAAACAUUCUUGGUCUCGUGAUCUACGACUUGCCCGGUCGUGACUGUGCCGCCAAGGCUUCCAACGGUGAGCUCAAGUACAACGAGCUCGACAAGUACAAGACUGAGUACAUUGACCCCAUCGUUGAGAAGAUCAAGGCCAACCCCAACGCGGCCUUUGCUCUUCUGAUCGAGCCCGACUCUCUGCCCAACUUGGUCACCAACGCCGACUUGUCCACCUGUCAAGAGAGCGAGACCGCUUAUGAGGAGGGUGUCGCAUAUGCGCUCAAGAGCCUUAACCUUCCCAACGUCGUCAUGUACAUCGACGCUGGCCACGGUGGCUGGCUUGGCUGGGACGCCAACCUUAAGCCGGGUGCUGAGGAACUCGCCAAGGUCUACAAGGCCGCUGGCAGCCCCAAGCAGGUUCGUGGCUACGCCACUAACAUUGCUGGAUGGAACUCCUGGGACGAGGAGCCCGGCGAGUUCUCCGACGCGUCCGAUGCCAAGUACAACUCGUGCCAGAACGAGAAGACGUACGUCACCAAGUUCUCGGCUGCCCUCAAGACGGCAGGCUUCCCCGAGCACGCUAUUGUGGACACUGGCCGCAACGCAGUUACCGGCCUCCGUGAAGAGUGGGGUGACUGGUGCAACGUCGACGGCGCCGGCUUCGGUGUUCGCCCAACUGCCGAGACUGGCUCGGAUCUAGUUGAUGCCUUCGUCUGGGGCAAGCCCGGUGGUGAAUCUGACGGUACCAGCGACGAGAGCGCCACCCGUUACGACUCGUACUGCGGCAAGCCCGAUGCCUUCAAGCCCUCGCCCGAGGCUGGUGAAUGGAACCAGGCUUACUUCGAGAUGCUCCUCAAGAACGCCAACCCCAAGUUUUAGGCAAUUGAGAAGGAUAGUCGAACUUGGUAGUCAUACCUGGUAAUGGUACCUGACAUUCAUACCUGCACAUGUGGUACAGUGGUAGCAUUUGGGACCGACUGGUUGGUGUGGCUAGCGAAUGCAGGUGACGUGGAGCUUCAGCUCAACUCAGCCCAAGCUGCGUCCAAGUCAGCUCAAAAAGCUUGUUUCGGGCCCUAUGGCAUGGCUCGAUGCAACUGCAGAUGCGACGCUGGUUCCACGCUGAUUUCCUCGUUCGACUUUGUGUUAGAUUGGAAAAUUCUACUGUAUAUAGCUUCUGCGCAGUACAUAUAAAUUUCUUGACCUUAUGAUAUAUGACAUGAUGUUCUGGCCCUUGCAGGAUUAAAAAUAG